Pipistrellus nathusii (Nathusius's pipistrelle) is the source of this 999-nucleotide messenger RNA. The record is from the annotation of a GenBank genome assembly. Lineage: Eukaryota; Metazoa; Chordata; Mammalia; Chiroptera; Vespertilionidae.
AUGGACAGCACCAUGGCGGGCUCCGAGGCGCUACAGAGCGCCACAGCGCUUAUUGAGGAGCGGCUGGCACAGGAGGAGGAGAAUGAGAAACUCCGAGGAUCCACCCACCAGAAGCUGGCCAUGGACAUGCUGGCACUGGAGGAAGAGAAGCACCACGGGGCUGCAAACCUGGCCCUACAGAAGGUUAAGGGCCAGGAGCGUGUGCGCAAGACGUCCCUAGACCUGCGGCGGGAGAUCAUCGAGGUGGGCGGCAUCCAGAACCUCAUCGAGCUGCGGAAGAAGCGGAAGCAGAAGAAGCGGGCGGCCCUGUUGGCCCAGGAGCCGCCUCAGGAGCCUGAGGAGAUCACUGGCCCCGUGGAGGAGGAGACGUUCCUGAAAGCCGCCGUGGAAGGGAACAUGAAGGUCAUCGAGAAGUUCCUGGCCGAUGGGGGCUCCCCGGACACCUGCGACCAGUUCCGCAGGACAGCACUGCACCGCGCUUCCCUGGAGGGCCACAUGGAGAUCCUGGAGAAGCUGCUGGAGAGCGGGGCCACUGUGGACUUCCAGGAUCGGCUGGAUUGCACAGCCAUGCAUUGGGCCUGCCGCGGGGGCCGCCUGGAGGUGGUGAAACUCCUGCAAAGCCGAGGAGCAGACACCAAUAUGAGAGAUAAGCUGCUGAGCACGCCCCUGCACGUGGCGGUUCGCACUGGGCAUGUGGAGAUCGUGGAGCACUUCCUGACCCUGGGCCAGGACAUCAACGCCCAAGACAGAGAAGGGGACAGUGCCCUGCAUGACGCCGUGAGGCUCAACCGCUACAGGAUCAUCAAACUGCUGCUCCUGCACGGGGCCGACAUGAUGGCCAAGAACCUGGCUGGAAAGACUCCCACAGACCUGGUGAAGCUGUGGCAAGCCGACACCCGGAACGCUCUGGAGCACCCUGAGCCGGGGUCCGAGCAGGACGGGCUGGAGGCGGCUGCUGAGAGUGGGCGGGAGACCCCCCAGCCUGUGCCAGCCCCGUGA